Molecule: messenger RNA, 2445 nt
Organism: Rhizoctonia solani
Lineage: Eukaryota; Fungi; Basidiomycota; Agaricomycetes; Cantharellales; Ceratobasidiaceae
Product: Fungal specific transcription factor domain
Exons: 5
Coding region: 1-2445 (814 amino acids)
Biological process (GO): DNA-templated transcription
Molecular function (GO): zinc ion binding; DNA binding
Source: RefSeq, a predicted model, not a curated record
AUGCUCAAUCAUGCUGAAAUCAGUGACAACUUGUCUUGUGCUAGUGAGGGGGUAUCCCCAUCCAACAAUAAUGAAAUCACUAUGCAGUCCUCCGAAGGAACAACACCAUCCUCCUUACCUCCUCUACCAGAAGCCAGCCUUGUCCGAGGAUUGGUAGAUGAUACUACCAGCACCGUAGACUACAAUCUUAAACCUGUAAUCCAACUGGGGUCCCCGGAAGAGUUGGAUCUUGGUAUGGAACAAUGUGAGACUCUCAUCAGUCUUGAGCACGAGCAUAAACUAUUGGCUCAGUUUUGGGAUUGGCAACGAAUGCAUCUGCCUUACGUUGCACCAGUUCCCUUUCUCUCCGCGUAUGCAAUCCACUCUGAAUCCGUUCACCCUGGAGAAGCAAUACCAUCACCACCACUUCCACCUCCAGACGCAUUCGCUGCGACGGCUCUGAAUGUCCCGAGAGCAUCAAGUGUCCAACUUACGUCCGAUCUUGCGCAUUAUAUCAGCCCGUUAUUGCUAUACUCUAUGUUCUCGAUUGCAGCUCUCUUCCACGGAGAUCCAGAAACGAGUACAAUUUUCUACAAAAAAACGAAGGAGCUAUUGUUUACUGAAGCUCAGAACCCAAAAUUAGCUAGCGUUCAGGCCGUAUGUCUCAUGUCAACUUGGGAACUUGGUCACGCAAGGUCUCCAGCUGCUUGGUCAUUAAUCGGCGUUUCACUAUCCUUAUGUAUUCGACUCGGUCUGAACAUCGACGCAACACCACUUCUCCAAAGUGGAGCGAUCUCCCAACGACUAUACGAGACACGGAAUUUUGUGUUUUGGGCUACUUUCAACACCGAAAGUGACAGAUUUUAUGCAGUAUGUAUGGGCAUGCGGCCUUUAAUCGAUCGACGAAUUAUUAGUACCCCAAAGUAUUCCUCCCGUACAGCCGAUCCUAUCGAAUCCAAAAUAUCCAUUCCCAGCAACGCUUCUAUGACGUGGUGGAGUCCUUCAACACUUGGAAUGGGUGAUGUACUUCUCCAAGCUGCUUGGGAUUCGAUCAGGCAAUUAAUUCAGAUGAUGGAUGAUCUAUUGGAUAGCGUGUAUACAGAGGCACCGAGACGCACAGCACAAGAGAUACUCGAGCUUGUUACUAGAAAUCAUUUAGUCGUUCAAAAAUUUAUCGAUAGCCUUCCGACAUGGUUACGCUCAACGGGAGCUAUCAAGCGCAAAGACAGUGGCCUAGUGUAUCUCCACUUGUUCAUACACUUAACAAGUAUACUUAUAAAUCGCCCCUUUCUUUCUGCACAUCACUCGGCCCAAGUGCCUCUAACUCGCCAAUACCGAACGCUUGCAUUCCGAAUUGCUCGUGCGUCCGCACUCCAAGUCUCAUCCCUGAUCCGACAUAUUCCCCUCUCCUCGCCGUGCGUGACCGUGCCCUAUAUCGUCUAUUCUGCAUGUACGGUGUUGCUCCUGGCACCCGAAGACCCAGCCGCUAUGGACGGUGUGCGGACCGGAUUGGCGUGCCUUGAUGAAAUGGACGAAACCGGAUAUUGGGUAGAUAGCGCAGAAGAUGCAGCGAGAAGGAUUAGAGCGCUCGCGGAGAGAUGGGGAGUCGAGUUGGGAACUUCGAGGCGGGUGUUGGGAUUGGUUGGGAGCGGGGCUGUAGGAAAAUCUUAUGAGCCAGAGAGCGAGACUCUUUCUGUAGCCUCGACCCGGCCCACGACUAGUGGCGGCUCUGGCCAUGAACCAACAUCACCUCAAUUAUUCGAGUCUGGGUUACCUGGAGUACCAACAUAUGCAGUCGAGCCAACUACUGGCGCAUAUAUUCCACAUCUUGGUCGAAAUGAGCAUGUGUUGUGGGAGGAUGAAUAUUCCUUUAGGAAUGAACAUGUCGCGCUCUCUGAGGACAUUAAUCUGGGGAUUGAUCGAGAUUCCCACGUAUUUCGAAGUUACCAAACCAGCCUCAACGCGAUUUUGGAUACCCAAUCCCAACCAACCUUAUCGGAGGCUCCCAAAGCAAGAAAUGAUACACACGAUGCCGUCAAACGACCUGAUGCUUAUUUCCAUCAGACCCUGCCUCAAUACGCCCGCCAGCCACCCAUCCAUCACCCUUAUAGGCGAACUCCACCAAAGAUGCCGCCGCACGUAGCAUAUGCUCUCUCGCACGCAGACCCUCGACACGACAUGCGCAUUCCCUACUCGCAUUGGCAUAGCAUUCUCCCUCCCGUAGACCCAAAUAAUUCGUUUCCCCCUGAUUCAAGCGCGUGUCCAGAUAUGGGGGCAUGUUUCCAUUAUACAGUUGAACAUUCACGCGAUCCGAUCUUUGUUGAUUCAUUGGCGGAUCCAUACGCGGACGUAUCCAUGGAUUGGGUACAAGACACUGGGUCGAAUUUUUCGAGAAAUGGAGGAGUACCCGGUGUUUUGGUUGGAGGCAUUGGAGAGGCUGGUGGAUUGAUAAGGACGGGUUGGUAG